AUGUCCUCCCAACCCUUCUCGUCGUCCCCAGCAAGUCGAUGGGAAGAAGAAUCUAGUAGCGAUGAAGUCCCACGCCAUUCCCGCACGCCUCCGCGAAUGAAGGCCACCUUCUCCCCUUCUAUAACACGAAACCCGCAAAACUCGAUCUGGAAGGUCAACGAUGACCCACAGAAACUUGACAACGUUCUCAACACCUUUCUUGGCAAGGGCGGCGACCGUCUGCUCCCAGAAGAACUGAAAUGGCUUGCAGUUACGCACAAAAGCUUCGACCAAGGAAGGCGCGGGUUCAAUGACAGACUUGCAUUCCUGGGACGCCAGAUCGCCAUCUUCGAGGCCACGCAGAGCAUCAUCACGAGUCAGGAUACUUUCCAGGCGCCUGAGAAUGACAUUUAUGCUGGGCGAAGAGAGCCGUUUGAGGAACCGGCACUGCGUCUGGUAGACAAUCUGAGUGUCACGCAUCCAGACAAUUUGUUGACCAAGGAGAAUAUGCAAAAGCUGGCUGUGAAUACGGGACUGUCGGAAGUAAUGCGGUGGAAGCCGCGGAAUACUUCAAGUUUGAAAUCGUCUGGAAUACAGGCGGUCAUGUCAGGGACCGUAUAUGCUAUUAUCGGCGCCGUUGCUCUGCAACACGGUGGAAAGGUUGCAAGUCGUAUUUUUAGGGAGAGAGUAUUAAAGAAGCUGCGGAUGUAA
Messenger RNA from Pseudomassariella vexata, 690 nucleotides. Its product is annotated as ribonuclease-III-like-domain-containing protein. The coding region runs from base 1 to 690 and encodes 229 amino acids. The transcript is spliced from 2 exons. Gene Ontology annotation, biological process: RNA processing; mitochondrial translation. The record is from RefSeq and is a predicted model, not a curated record. Lineage: Eukaryota; Fungi; Ascomycota; Sordariomycetes; Amphisphaeriales; Pseudomassariaceae. Gene Ontology annotation, cellular component: mitochondrial large ribosomal subunit. Gene Ontology annotation, molecular function: structural constituent of ribosome; ribonuclease III activity.